CUGGCCAAUCACUGAUCUGAAACGUCGUGAAGGAGGCGUGAGGCCUAGUUCUCCUGUAUGCAACCAGCUAGCUAAAGCUCUAAAAGAUAAUCGAUCGUGUGUGGAUUUUAUAAAACGUGAAACAUCGAUUGAGUAAAACAAAGAAAAGGAACAUAUUUUGCUGCAGGAGUUCUACCUGCCACCAUGUCGCUGGAAGCACCAGACAUGGGCCAAGAUCCUGCACCAGACAUGGGCCAAGAUCCUGCACCAGACAUGUCCCCAGAACUAGCUGCAGAUUCCGCUCCAGCCCCAGAAUUAGCCCCUGAGCUAACACCAGAUACAGCCCCAGAAUUAGCUGCAGAUUCAGCUCCGGUCCCAGUAAUGAAUCCAGGUUGUAAGAUCAUGACAUUCCGGCCCACCAUGGAGGAAUUCAAGGACUUUGCCAAAUACGUUGCCUACAUGGAGACUCAAGGAGCACACCGCGCAGGCCUGGCGAAGGUGAUUCCCCCCAAGGGCUGGAAGCCACGGAAGUCAUAUGACGUCAUUGAGGAGAUGACGAUCCCUGCUCCCAUCAUGCAGGUGGUGACGGGCCAGUCAGGCCUCUUUACCCAGUACAACAUCCAGAAGAAGUCCAUGACUGUGGGGGAGUACCGCCAACUGGCCAACAGCAGAAAGUACUGUACUCCCCGACACAAGGACUUUGAUGACCUGGAGAGGAAGUACUGGAAGAACCUCACCUUUGUGUCUCCAAUCUACGGGGCUGACGUCAGCGGCUCCAUCUAUGACUCUGAGAUCAGUGAGUGGAACAUCGGACACCUGAACACGCUGCUGGAUAUGGUGGAGCAGGAGUGUGGCAUCGUGAUCGAGGGGGUGAACACUCCCUACCUGUACUUUGGCAUGUGGAAGACUACCUUCGCCUGGCACACAGAGGACAUGGAUCUCUACAGUAUCAACUACCUCCACUUUGGAGAGCCCAAGUCCUGGUAUGCCAUCCCACCUGAGCACGGGAAAAGGCUGGAGAGGCUGGCUCAAGGUUUCUUCCCAGGCAGUUCCCAGGGCUGUGACGCCUUUCUCCGCCACAAGAUGACUCUCAUCUCCCCGUCCAUACUGAAGAAGUACAGCAUCCCCUUCGACAGGAUCACUCAGGAAGAAGGCGAGUUUAUGGUCACCUUUCCUUAUGGCUAUCAUGCCGGAUUCAACCACGGCUUCAACUGCGCCGAGUCCACCAACUUUGCCACCCUGCGUUGGAUUGACUACGGCAAGAUGGCAACACAGUGUACAUGUCGUAAGGACAUGGUGAAGAUCUCCAUGGACGUGUUUGUCCGCUGCCUGCAGCCGGAGCGCUACGUCCAGUGGAAACAGGGCAAGGACGGCAUGGUGCUGGACCACCAGCGACCCACCACCCUGACCAGCCCUGAGCUGGAGCACUGGAGGGCCAACCGGGUCACCUACCGCCAGAAACUGCUUCAGAGAGCUUUACAGAAGAAGGAGCAGCUGCGGCGGCUGAAACUGGAGGAGGUCAAGGUUCUGGCGGAGGAAGGCAUCGAGAUGGAUGCCGCCGAGUACCAGCGUCAGGUGGAGGAGCGAGAGGCGCAGCGGCGCCAGGAGAGGGAGGAGAGGAUGGCCCGGGAGGCGUUUCAGACCCUGGAGGCCAUGGAGAGAGAGGACCAGGAGAGGGAAGAACGGGAGAGGCAGGACCGAGAGAGGCAGGAAGCCGUUGCCGCCAAGGCCACAAGAGUACACGACCCCCAGGCAGACCCACAGCACUUGACGGUGAAUGGAGAGAAGAAAAAGAAGAAGAAGAAGAAGAAGAAGAAGCAACAACAACCUACCCUGCCGCUGGCCCCUAUAAAUUCCUUCCAAGCAGCGUUUGAGAAGUUUGCCACAUUCAACAUGCCCCAGACACCAAAGGAGCCCCAAGGCAGCAAUGACACGGAAAUAGCAGCAGAGGGCAGGCUUGAUGUGAAAGGCAUGCAGCAGCAGUCAUCGUACUAUUCUAAGCAGUUGAAGAUUAAGAUGGAGGUGAAGAAGAGUCGCCGGCAUCCCCUCAGCAAGCCGCCUAUGCGCUCUCCGCUAUCCAUCGUCAAGCAGGAAAUGUCCAGCGAUGAAGAGCUGUUCUCCCCUUUGCCACUGGAUGGCCAUGUGAAGAAGGCGGGCCACUUGUGGCAGAACCGCACUCCUAACAUCCUGGCUGAGAAGAGUUUCAACGCAGCCGUGGCCACCCUGGAACCCUACUGUGCCGUAUGCACUCUGUUCUGCCCAUACACCCAGCCCCAGAAGGACUCUCUGUACCUGUCUGACAGCCCCAGUGCCCCCAACCACCCCCACACUCCCGGCUGCGGCAGCCGCACCCACCCGCUGGUCCCAGAGAUGUGCUUCAGCGCCGGGCCGGACAACACGGAGCCGCUGCCCUCCAACUCCCACACGGGAGAAGACUGCACCAGCCCGCUGAUCUCCUGCUCCUUCUGCAACCUGCAGGUCCACUCCAGUUGUUAUGGUGUUAGUCUGGACACGGUACACAAUCAGUCCUGGAUGUGUUCGCGAUGUACAGCGCUCGCCUGGACAGCGGACUGCUGUCUGUGUAACUUACGGGGAGGGGCUCUGAAGAUGACCACAGACAACCGGUGGGUCCAUGUGAUUUGUGCCAUCGCCGUGGCGGAGGCUCGCUUCGUCAACGCCAUCGCAAGGGAGCCGGUGGACAUCAGCGCCAUCCCCGAUAGCAGGAAGAGUCUGAAGUGUGUAUACUGCCACAAGAACACCAAGCAGAUCUGUGGGGCGUGUAUCCAGUGUUCCCAGGACAACUGCUCCACCUCCUUCCACGUCACCUGUGCCCACAUCGCCGGUGUGCUCAUGAAGCCAGCCGAUUGGCCCUACGUGGUGUCUGUCACCUGCCACAAGCAUAAGAAGACCAAUCACAAGGCAAGGGUGGGGCCAAGGGGGGAGUUUUCUCUUGGUCAGAAGGUAAUUGGCCGGAACAUCGAUGGCUGGUUCUACCCCUGCACCAUCAUUGGCAUGACCUCACAAACCUUCUACGAGGUCAACUACGAAGACGGCUCCUACUGUGACAACAUCUUCCCCGAGAACAUUGUGAGUCACGACUGUCUUCGUAACGGUCCCCCAGAGACCGGCGAGCUGAUGUUGGUCCACAACAUGGAGGGCCAGGCGCUCAACGCCUCCUACGUCAAGGAUCACGUGCACAAGUACUACCAGGUGGAGUUCCAAGAUGAGUCCCAGCUGUUACUGAAGCAAACAGAGAUCCAUUCGCUGGAGCAGGACCUGCCCAAGAGGGUCUGCACUCGCCUGGCAAUACCAACCCAGGAAGCCCUUCUGUCAGGAGACGAACCACAGGCAGCCAAGAGGCCUCGCCUCCCCGCCCCUCACCCCACACCUCAAGCCCCCAUGGACCCCGGAUGCCAACCCCCAGCUACAGGCCCUGUACCUCACAGUAUUACACCUCACACACCUAGCCAUGCUCCUGGUCCCUCCAACACUGAUAUCAGCGCCCUUACCCUCACCCAGGCUUUGGCAAUACCCAUCUCCGAGCCCACCCUCACCCCAAUGCCAACUCUCACUGAUCCUCUCCCAGCCCCGUUGGCCCUAGCCGCCCCUCUGAUGCCCCUCUCCCCAGCCGUGCCCUUCCAGGACCAGGGUGAAGUUUACAGAGCCAGGUCCGUGCCCUUCCAGGACCAGGGUGAAGCUUACACAGCCAGGUCCAUGCCCUUCCAGGACCAGGGUGAAGCUUACACAGCCAGGUCCGUGCCCUUCCAGGACCAGGGUGAAGUUUACACAGCCAGGUCCGUGCCCUUCCAGGACCAGGGUAAAGCUUACACAGCCAGGUCCGUGCCCUUCCAGGACCAGGGUAAAGCUUACACAGCCAGGUCCGUGCCCUUCCAGGACCAGGGUAAAGCUUACACAGCCCGGUCCAUGCCCUUCCAGGACCAGGGUGAAGGAUACACGCCCAGCUCCAGCUACGUGUCCUACAUGGAGACGCUGCUCAAUACACACUUCCCCCCUCAGGAAGAUGGCCCCGGGCCCCUGUUUUAAUGAGACGCCACCACUCUGCCGUGAUAGCUAGGCUAACAGGAGCUAAGCUAAUGCUAGGAAAGAUAAUGUAAUCUAUGCUAAAGGAGGCUAAGUGAUAGACAGUAGCAUCUGUUACAGAAUGCAGAUAAAGCACUCCUCAGUUGCAUGUCUUUUUUUUUUUUUUUUAAGGGUGGGUGGGGUGUGGGAGGGGUUCUCACUGCUGUGGUGUGGUUAUGGGCUGUUCCUAGAACUGCAGCUGAAGAGGAGGCGUCUUUGUGGUGUGGUUAUGGGCUGUUCCUAGAACUGCAGGUGAAGAGGAGGCUUCUUUUCCACUUCUUACCUCUUUCUAUCCAUUUAUUUACCCGCUUUUACAGAACGGUGACGUCAGCUUUUUUUUGUGUUCAUCUAUGAAACCAGCAACAACUAUUUUUUAAUAGAAGCUUUACCAACUGCUUACAAUGGAACAGAACAGCAUAUGGACAGAAUAUUUGUGUACAGUUUCAAUAAUGUAUUUUUGUUUGUGCGAGGUCCUGGGGAAAGGGUGGAGAUGUAUUACAGGGGGGUUGACAAGUAUUUAAAUGUCUUAUUCAUAUAUUGAUAUAAAAUCCUUGUACAAAGAUAAAACAUUUUGUUGGGGGGGAAUGCAACCAUGGUAGUUACACUUUAUUGUAAUCUUGUCUGCAGAACCAUUGAAUUUUGUGAAGAUGUGUUGCAGUGGUUCUGAAUGUGUCCCUGUAUCGAACAAACCCAAAAACCAUCAUGUUCACAUUGCUCACGUUUUCCAACUCCAGAACUUCUCUGGGCUUUGUUUUGUAGCAUUCUUCCUAAAAAUCAAUGUUACUAUUCGACGUUGUCUGUUCGUAUGACUAUUCUUUCUAUGUUUAUUUUGUGAAUAUAUUAACCUCACGAGGUGAUCCGAGUAAAUGCUUUGGUUAUGAAAUGAUGAUCCUUUUGAGAUUUUAGAGAGAGGUAAAUUGAAUUUCUACUCCAGUAAACAAGACCUGCAUUUUCAAAUGGUAUGUUAACUAUCUUUAUAGAGGUGCUAUCCUGUAUGACUGGGGAAGCAUGCUUCUCAUACCCACAGUCACAUUAUACAUAGUGCAAGCCUUUGUGUGUGAAUCAAAUCUGUUAAUGUCAUACUAGCCAUGUAAUUGAACUGUUAUUACAAUAGAAUGUCAUGACAGAUCAAUGUUCCUAUGUGGAAACCUACUGUGAAGAGGCUUUAUUUCAUAGGAAUUAAACUGAGUUGUUAUAGCCA
Messenger RNA from Oncorhynchus keta (chum salmon), 5260 nucleotides. Its product is annotated as lysine-specific demethylase 4B-like. The transcript is spliced from 22 exons. Lineage: Eukaryota; Metazoa; Chordata; Actinopteri; Salmoniformes; Salmonidae. Gene Ontology annotation, cellular component: nucleus. Gene Ontology annotation, biological process: chromatin remodeling. Gene Ontology annotation, molecular function: histone H3K9 demethylase activity. Bases 184 to 4023 code for a protein of 1279 amino acids. The record is from RefSeq and is a predicted model, not a curated record.